Psylliodes chrysocephalus is the source of this 1557-nucleotide messenger RNA. NCBI's taxonomy places the organism in Eukaryota, Metazoa, Arthropoda, Insecta, Coleoptera, Chrysomelidae. The record is from the annotation of a GenBank genome assembly.
AUGGUUGUUGGCUGUAGAACGCGACAAUUGUUCAACAGUUCGAAAACUGCAUUUCUUUUUCAAAAUUUCAAUUUUUCAACGUACAGACCAUUCUACAGAAAGUGCUCAAAUUUUUUGACAAAAGACCCAUUCGGGAUAGGGUUUAACAGACUCAAUUCCUUAGUAAAUUUAUGCUGUGGAUGUAGACAUUUAUCUGUAGACCAUUUUCAGUCAAGUGAUAAUAGAACUACGAUUCCGAAAUUGACGCCACAAGAGGUUGACGACAUUCUUCGUACCAACGAAUACUAUCACGAAUUUAGCGAAGGUAGCUCAGUGAAAUCUUAUGAAUCAAAUCAGCUAGCAUCCAACAAUCCAAUAGAAGACACUAGGGCGGAAGCAUCAUGUUUGCUUACCACAGGUUUCUUAUUCGGCGUCUUCGACGGCCACGGAGGCAGCGCAUGCGCACAAGUGAUAUCGAAACGAUUGUACUACUACAUAGCCGCUUGUCUGCUACCGCACGAUAGCCUUCUAGAAUAUAUCAAAUCUGUUCUUAGUCAACAGCCUAAGGACCUGAUAGCGUCUUAUAAUGAUAAAGUGCAAUUUGUAGACGAUAUUAGGCAGUUGUAUGAGAAGAGUUUUGCAAAAUUUUUAGCCGAUCUGUCAAAGGAAGGACCCGUUAAAACUUUCGAAAUGCACAACGCCAUCGAGCAAGCCUUCUUGCGGCUGGACCGAGACAUCAGUAACGAAGCGGUACCAAAAAAGGGCGAGGAUCUUAACUUAAAAACGAUGUCGGUUGCCAUGUCGGGAUCGGUAGUAUGCCUGGCGCAUAUAGACGGUCCUCAUUUGCACGUGGCCAGCGUAGGUGAUUGCACAGCCGUUUUAGGUACUCUAUCAGAGACGAACUCUUGGAUAGCGAACAAACUAACGAAUGAGCACAACACGUACAACCAAGCCGAAGUAGAUAGGAUAUUAAAAGAGCACCCGUACAACGAAUCGCUUUCGGUCAUCAGAAUGGACAGGCUGUUGGGACAUUUGGCUCCGCUUAGGGCCAUGGGCGAUUUUAGGUUCAAAUGGAGCAACGACAUCAUGAAAAACGUGAUCGCCAAACACUUCGGCGAUCAAAUCGUCCUACACAACUACCACACGCCGCCAUAUUUGACUUGCAAACCGGAGGUCAAGCAUCACAGGUUGACGGCUAGGGAUAAAUUUUUGAUUAUCGGCACCGACGGGUUGUGGGACAUGAUGACGCCGUUACAAGCGGUCAGAUUAGUGGGUGAGCACAUGAAAGGUAAAGUGACCCUUAGUCCGUUAACGCUUCCCAAGAAGAACAUGACGUUGAGCGAAAUCAACGAAAUGCUCCUCCAACGCAAAGAAGGGCUCAAAACGAAACCGAGGGAUUCGAACGCGUCCACGCACAUCAUCCGUCACGCUUUGGGCGGCACCGAGUUCGGUUUGGACCACUCAAAAAUUUCGCAGUUGCUCACGCUGCCCGAGGACGUCGUAAGAGUGUUCAGAGACGAUAUCACGGUUACCAUUAUCUAUUUCGAUUCGGAGUAUUUGCGACACUGUCCGGCGUAG